Molecule: messenger RNA, 483 nt
Organism: Lactuca saligna
Lineage: Eukaryota; Viridiplantae; Streptophyta; Magnoliopsida; Asterales; Asteraceae
Source: the annotation of a GenBank genome assembly
AUGACUGGAAAAGCAAGGUUGCAAGCUGGUGGAAAUGGUGCGGGAACCAUGACGGUACCUGGUGUGGACAUAAUAAACUCCUUUAAAAGGUGCUUUGUAAUGGAAAAUAGAAGGAAGAAGAUGCACCCAUUCUUGUUCUGUCCGAGGGGUUGGUUUACUUUUGGACAUGCUUCAUUUGCUUUGCUCUUCUUCUUCGGACACAUUUGGCAUGGUGCCCGAACCUUGUUCAGAGAUGUUUUUGUUGGUAUUGACCCAGAUUUGGAUGCUCAAGGAAAAGAAAGGGGAUCAGAUGCAGUGGAAAAAACCUCUAAAAAUAUUGUUUUCCUGUAUCGUUUACUCAAGAUGUGGAUUGCGAAAAAGCAUCAGAAGAAAAAAGAAAAUGUUCCUUCACGAAUGGAAAAGCAGUGGCAUUCAGACACAAUCAUAGGAACACAUGAUAACACUAACAAAUCAAAAGAGUAUAGAUAUUACUCAUGGGCAUGA